Tripterygium wilfordii is the source of this 2542-nucleotide messenger RNA. RefSeq names its product two-component response regulator ORR22-like. Gene Ontology annotation, molecular function: DNA binding; DNA-binding transcription factor activity. The transcript has 6 exons. The record is from RefSeq and is a predicted model, not a curated record. Bases 232 to 2244 code for a protein of 670 amino acids. NCBI's taxonomy places the organism in Eukaryota, Viridiplantae, Streptophyta, Magnoliopsida, Celastrales, Celastraceae. Gene Ontology annotation, biological process: phosphorelay signal transduction system; cytokinin-activated signaling pathway.
AUGGUUGAAUCUGUUCAGCCUGUUCUGGCAAUCACCAUCAUUGUCUGUUUGUGUUGCUUUUACUUAUAGACCCACUUCUCUGCAUCUCUACCUCUCUCAAGAGUCAAACCCACUUUCUUCUCCUUUUUCGCUCCCCUUGAUUCGCUCACAUUCGAUUUCUCUCUAAAGAAAAAAGAAAAAAACCAGUCUUUAUACUUUUGCUUUUUCUGUACUGGGUGGGCCUUGAACACAAUGAAUGCGGAGGAGAAAAGGGGUGUUUUGGGUGGUGAAGACAGUGGGAAGGACCGAUUCCCGGUGGGUAUGCAUGUUUUGGCUGUGGAUGAUGACCCAAUUUGCCUCAAAGUGUUGGAGAAUCUGCUUCGUAAAUGCCACUAUAACGUUACAAUCACUAAUCAGGCCAUGACAGCGCUGGAAAUUUUGAGAGAAAACAGAAACAAGUAUGAUCUCGUUAUCAGUGAUGUUAACAUGCCAGACAUGGAUGGCUUUAAGCUCCUUGAGCUCUUGGGCCUUGAAAUGGACCUACCUGUUAUCAUGUUAUCUGCACAUAGCGAUACUGAACUUGUGAUGAAGGGUAUCACUCAUGGUGCCUGUGACUAUAUGUUGAAACCUGUUCGAAUGGAAGAGCUCAAGAACAUAUGGCAGCAUGUAAUCAGGAGAAAGAAAUUUGAGUCCAAGGAUCAAAACAGGUCCCUAAGUCAAGAGAGAAAUAGUGUGGCCACCUUAGGAAAUGGGCAUGGGGUUACAUCAUCUGGUAGUGCUGAUCAGGAUGUUAAAGUCAAUAGGAAACGGAAGGACCAAGAGGAAGAUGAUGAAGAAGAGGGGGAAGAAAAUGGAGAUGAUGAUGAUGAGGACCCUACAAACCAGAAGAAGCCUCGGGUUGUUUGGUCUGUAGAGUUGCAUAGGAAGUUUGUUGCAGCUGUUAAUCAGCUAGGACUUGGCAAGGCGGUUCCAAAGAAGAUUCUUGAUCUGAUGAAUGUUGAAGGCCUUACGAGGGAAAACGUAGCUAGUCAUCUGCAGAAAUAUAGGCUUUAUUUGAAGAGACUCAACAAUGAUGUACCACAGGAGAACAUGGUUGCUGCAUUUGGGAAUAGAGACUCCUCUUACUUGCUUGGAAAUUAUAGCACCUUGUCUGGGAGCGGAAGAUUUUCGAACAAUGGCUUAUCUUCGUAUCCACCUAGUAGCAUGCUUGGCAGAUUGAACUCUUCUGCCAAUUUAAGCUUGCGUGGAAUAAAUUCUUCUAGCCUAAUCCAGCCUAGCCAAACCCAGAGAAAUUCCUUCGCCAGUUUUGGAGAGCUUCAUGCAGCUGUUUUCCCAGGAAACCAAAAUUCAAAUUUAUUACAAGGGAUUCCAGCUUCAAUAGAUGUCAGCCAGUUGCAGAGCAAGUCAGCAGUCCACAUUAAUCGUAAUCAUGAUCUAAGUACUUUUAGUUCUGCCUUGAGCUUUCCUAACACAAGAGUCACUGUUGGUGGUUCAAGUAACGCCAUUCCCAGUCACUCAAGUAACCCUUUGAUGCUACAAGCAAGUGCACCACAGGGACAAAGUAUGGGAGCAUUUGGAACCCUGUCUUCCGUAAGCAUGGGCUCUCUGAAUGCAAGAUCUUUUGAUGUUGGUGUUUGUGGCUCUUCUGAUUUGCUGGAUCAUAGUGGUAGAUGUAGUGAAAGUUGGCAGGGAGGGGUUCAAUUAUCCAAAUUUUCAUCACAUAAUGAUGCAUCGCCAAGUACUAAUUUGAGGGAAAAUAUGUCUUCGACAAGCUCUCUUUUUGGAAAUGGCUCGUUUGAAUUUCCUUAUUCAAGUGUCACUACAGCAUCUUUGGGGAAUUCCAGAGGAAAUAUCCAAUGCAAUUCCGGCUUGAUAGGUAACACGAUUCAGAAUAUGAAUUACACAGCAACGCACAGGUGGGAAGAACAUGGACGGGAUCAUAACAAUAAUCAAAAUCAUUCAUUUGACGCCAUAAAUGGUGGUAUGGUUCCCUUGAGCCACAGUAUGGACCAGAGCAAUGCAGUCUCCAAUAAGAAUGCGUCUUUGAUUAGCAAAUUAAACAGCGGCACUUCACUUCAUACUGAAGUUGAAAAGUACACUCUGGAAAAAAUGGAGCGAACCAAAUCCACGGAUGGUUUCAUUCAAGGCAGUUAUGACUCAUUGGAUGAUAUAAUGAAUGCAAUGAUCAAACGGGACCCCAAUGAAACACUUUUGAUGGAUGGAGAGUUCAGUUUUGAUGCUUAUUCACUUGGGUCGUGUAUAUGAUUAUCCAUGUCUCCGAUGAUCGGUAGAAAAAGUACAGGGCAGCAGCAAACAACCUAAGCUAAGUCCUAUUGCAGAGGAGUUUGUAAAAUCUUGUGAUCUAUUCCAUCCUUGAUCCUCCGCUUCUUUGUCUCCGAUUCUUGGUAAAUUUUCGUAGCCUUGUUUUCUUCUCCUCUCUUUAAAUCCCAUGUUAGUCAAAAAAAUGUCCUGGAUUACUUUGAUAACAGGAUGUUUGUUUGUUCUGUGCACAUUCCUCAUUGUGACAAAAUAAGGCCCGGGAGGGAUUUCAUUUCUUCUGCAA